This is a messenger RNA of Brassica oleracea var. oleracea, 642 nucleotides long. RefSeq lists its product as uncharacterized. Gene Ontology annotation, molecular function: RNA-DNA hybrid ribonuclease activity; nucleic acid binding. The record is from RefSeq and is a predicted model, not a curated record. Lineage: Eukaryota; Viridiplantae; Streptophyta; Magnoliopsida; Brassicales; Brassicaceae. The coding region runs from base 1 to 642 and encodes 213 amino acids. The transcript has 2 exons.
AUGCAUUGUUUUGUUCAUUGCCCCUUCACAGUAAACAUUUGGGAGUUAGCCCCCGUGCUUAACAAACCAAACUUCGUAGCCAUCACAGAUUUUGCUAUCUGCCUUCAAUCUUCGAGGAGACUUAUCUGCCUCCCUCCGACGGGAUUAACUUCUGCCAACAUUUUCCAAUGGUUAUGUUGGGCUAUCUGGAUAGCUAGGAACAAAAGGAUUUUCGAGAAUAGGACCACUUCAGCGGAAGAUGUUAUCUCAAAGGCUGUCUCAGUAGCUGCAGAAUGGAAAAGAGCACAACUUACCGAGAAAGAUCCUGCAACAGCGGCUUCAACUGUGACCAGUAACUGCACCACGACUAGAAACCUAACCAACCAUACCAAAGUGUGUACUGAUGCAGCAUGGAACGAAUCAAGACAAACAGCGGGACUGGGAUGGUUUUUUUCUGACCAACUGAGACCAUCCUUUCACCAAGGUAGUAAAACAGAGGUGUUCGUCAAGUCACCGCUAAUAGCAGAAGCACUAGCUAUCCGACAGGCUCUAGAGACGGCAAGACACAUGGUCGUCACAAAUCUACUUGUCAAUUCCAACUCUCAAACUCUUCUUUAUCCCCCGUGGGGAAAGCAGGCUUUGUAUUCUUCUGAUGCACUUUAG